This is a messenger RNA of Tigriopus californicus, 2629 nucleotides long. RefSeq lists its product as uncharacterized. The transcript is spliced from 2 exons. The record is from RefSeq and is a predicted model, not a curated record. NCBI's taxonomy places the organism in Eukaryota, Metazoa, Arthropoda, Copepoda, Harpacticoida, Harpacticidae. Bases 927 to 2159 code for a protein of 410 amino acids.
UAAUCUCCCACUUAAUGCCACCUUGUCAUUUAAAGUUCGUAAAAGCAUGUCAAGGUCCAGGACGAGGCACAUUCCGAAAGUCUUUUCGCGCUCAAUCCACCACACUCAAACGUGCAAGUGGGAUGUACGGUAUGUUUGUAUGUUUGUAUGUAUGUCUGUAUGUAGAUAACUUGGGCACGUACCUUUUGGCUUCUUAGAACCGCAAAAGUUCGAAGAUUUGAAGGUAGAAUAGCGACUGAGUGAACGAGUGAGUAAUGAAUCUGGAGCUUAGUCGCCUUGAGAAUGAUUAAGGUUUGUUCCCGCCUCUUUCUAUUGAGUCAUUUCAAAGAAACUCGAAGAGAAUGCUCAUUGGAAAAAUUCAUGGGUGCAUGAGAUAUGUCCAUCGCCCCGAAACAUUUGUGCUUUUCACUCGAUUUGAAAAGAGCAUCUGUAUGAUUAUCGACGUAUCUCCCAAGCGCCAAAGCCAAAGUUAAAGGCUGAGGACUGAAGGCUGAAGCAGGAUCAGGGGUUCUUUCUCCCUUUUCCGUCCGAUACUCUCACGUCUUCACGGACAUCGAGCGGUUCUCGUCGAGGAGAGGAACACGCGAAGCCAAGGACCGGCGUUGGAACAGGGAUUCCCCAUUGAACGAAGGAACUGGAUCUGCGAAGGAUGUUCCCGAACUGCGACGCAAUCUCAGAGGGCAGUUCCACGGAUUGAGUUUGAAAGCAACAACAAACAUUGGAGCUAGUCCUUGACUGACUCUUUGUAGGCCAAGACUACCGAUUCCAUCCAGCGAGCUGGACGAAACAUUCCUGCGCAUUUGAUCAUAGGCUCUGAUGACCGAGUGGCUUGCGAAUUGAUUAUUUGAUUUCUACCCUCGCCAAGAAUCGCCAUAGUAAAUUCUUGAUUUAAUCGUGCCACAAGGAUCUCCAAAGCUCAGUUCUUCAUGGGCGCUGCUCAUUCGAGAGCCAGACCAGGAGCUGGACCGGCCAAAGUGAGCAAGAUGAAACCCGAUCCAAUUUGCAACACAGCCGUUAAGGAAAGCAAUUAUGGAUACUUCAUCCUAUGUAUCAAGGCUUGUGAUAAAAUCAAGAUCGUCAAUCCGACCAAUCCGGUGCUGAAACUCGUCACAGCAGUGGUGAAGAGGCACUUUAAGAUCCUCAAAUCUGGUUGGGACAGGCAUUUGGCCUUCUCCUUCAAGUUGCAGCCCUCCAAUCGGCAUGCUCUCAUCCACCUAACGGCUGAGGUUCUCCUGACCCUAUACAAAAAUGGGUGGGAACCCAUGACACCCAUUGACUUGAGUGUCAAAGGUAUUGCUCAGAACCAGACUGCGAUUUGCUUCCGGAGGGAAACGCCAGAGGAGGAUAUUCCGACCUCCUCGACUCCACUUUCCAACAGCUUUGAGGACUUCAUGUCGCAGAGGGAAAAUCAGGACUGUCUUUGUCUCGAAACGAACGGCAAGAACAUCCUUGGCUUUCACGAGGUGCCCAACACAAUUCUCUGUGAUUUGGUUCGAUGUGUGCAAAGCGAAUGGUCCUUGGGUAUCCGUGGCAUCUCGGAUGCCGUGUCUUCCGUUAUUUCUGAUUACACGGCUGACCUGCAGCUGAAUGUCCUUCCGGGGGAGAUUUCGGAUCGGAAAUUCAUCCAGCUCAACGGCAAACCUUGGUCUCAAAGUGAGGAUGAGACGGAUCAUGACGAUGCUCUGUGUGCCGAAAAUCUGGUCCUUAGCAUUGUGGCUUGCUUAGCUCGGGCUCAGUACAAACUUCAGAUCUCCAUCCAAAUGGACAAGCACACCACCGUUUUCUUCUACAUUCACGAUACCGAAAGCAAAGACGUUCGGUUGCCAACAUUUUGUGGCGUGGGUUUGGGCGAGAAAGAUGGGCUCUACGUCUACCGACCAACAAUCACCCGAACUCAAACGUCGUUCUUCCGUUCAAGGAAUGGGAAAGGAAAAUCUAUCCGGAAACGCAUCCGAGCCAGUUUCCGUCGAAAGCCUUCCUCCAAAGAAAAGAAGAAAUCCACCGUGGGCGAGGCUCCAUCUAUAGUAGAACGAGAAGUGGGUGGAGGAAAGCAGAAGAAGGUGUCCAUUAUGGGGAACACGCUCAUGGUCCAACAUGCAUUGGCCAACUCUCUGGAGACACCUUCGGAGGCUGAAACCGAUCCGGAUUCAAUCCAUUAGUGUGAACCUGGUGUUUUGAUCUCAGUUCUUGACUUCUGGGACGAUAGAGAGCGAAAAAAGAAGAUUUUUGAAAUACCUCAGUCCAUGUUUGUCACACAUACCUUACUAUCGGCUAGAAGUUAGAGACAAUUGGCUCUCAACUUCCUCUGCUUGAGAGCUCUGUCCGUAGGGAAAGAUAAACGAGCAUACUUUAGUUAAAGCUCGUAUCCAAUUGAUAUCCUACAUCCGUUCUUGCUUUCAAUUCCUGUUAGUUGAACACCAUCCAGUUUUUUGCAGUUCGCUUUGUGUAAAAAUAAAUUGAAUUAUUUUGAUAACUAUGGUUCCACUUCAACCGAUUGGCAACAUCUAAUAAGCAUCGUCUUGCCUUGUGGGUUGGAAACCUCCAAAUUCAUGGUUUCCAUAGGACGCUCAUAUGUUUGGCAAGAAAAGUUUGGUCGAGAGCCUGUUCUGCCAGAACUUUGGGCAUUAUA